Messenger RNA from Brienomyrus brachyistius, 1153 nucleotides. Its product is annotated as fibroblast growth factor 22-like. The transcript is spliced from 4 exons. Bases 472 to 1137 code for a protein of 221 amino acids. Lineage: Eukaryota; Metazoa; Chordata; Actinopteri; Osteoglossiformes; Mormyridae. The record is from RefSeq and is a predicted model, not a curated record. Gene Ontology annotation, cellular component: cytoplasm. Gene Ontology annotation, molecular function: fibroblast growth factor receptor binding; growth factor activity. Gene Ontology annotation, biological process: regulation of cell migration; cell differentiation; animal organ morphogenesis.
GAGAGAGGACGCGGGCAACUUACAGCGAGACAGACACCCGGUCCAGGCUCAGCACAGCUGGCGAGCGAGUCCCACAAGGUGAACAUCAGAGAAGAGGAGACAUUUCGGCAGCCGGAGGGGGGUACUGACGUGAUCACCGGCCGGACAUUUAGGACGACUGAGACAUUGGUGCUGCACUGGAAUUACAAAAAACAAUCAUCCCCAAGAAGAAAUAAAGCAAUAAAAUAAAAAAGACAAAUAACCUUUUUCCAAAGAACUAAACUGGUUCGUUGCAAAAGGGGCAACUUUUGGCAAAACUUGCAGGAAGACUUGAAGCUGAAGUUGAAAGUUUCCUCCUCUACUCCAGGGUGGACAAGUUCUGCUUUCUUCUCGCCGGCCGCAGUUCAUCCCACAGAUCUCUACAUCAGAAUCAGCCAGACCAGCAGCAUGUCCUCUGCGUGUGCAAAGUGCAUCGUGGGAGCCUGACGCAUCAUGUGCAAAUGGACGCCCCCCGUUGUCCGUCUCUGUCCUGACUUGGUCCUGGACGCCGUCCCCUCCGCUGGACGCUUUUUCCCUGGGACGACCUCCUUCUGCUUGGCAUGCUUCACAUUGCUCCUGGUGGCCGGGACCGUCCUGGGAGAGUGUCCCCUAGGGGGUCAAGGGGGAACGGGCCAUGAGACUCUGCCGGGGCUGGCGGGGGGUACAAACUGCUCCUGGACGCUAGAGCGCCACACCCGCAGCUACAACCACCUGGAGGGUGACGUGCGGCUGCGAAGACUCUAUUCCGCCAACAAGUUCUUCCUGUGCAUCGACAAGACGGGCAAGGUGGAUGGGACUCGACGCAAAAACUACGCCGACAGUCUCAUGGAAAUACGAUCUGUCAGCGUUGGAGUCGUUGCGAUCAAAUCCGUCAGCACUGGCCUUUACCUGGCUAUGUCAAAAAGAGGGACACUCUUCGGAUCGGUGAAAUACAGCUCCAACUGCAAGUUCAAGGAGCGGAUUGAGGAAAACGGCUACAACACGUAUGCUUCCUUGCGCUGGAAACACGGCGGGAGGCAGAUGUUCGUCUCGCUAAACGGACGGGGGAAGCCGCGGAGAGGUCACAAGGCGCGAAGGAGACACCCAUCCACGCAUUUUCUGCCCAUGUUGCCUUCAUAGCUCAAACUACAGACUC